CGAUUUCUCUUUUUCUUUUUCUUAUUAAUUCGGAAAUAAUAAUAGAGACGAUACGAGUGCAACCAAACACGGCAGAUUGCGCAUAGUGAAGGCUGAUAUUACUAGUCGGUCUGUUGAAGAGAGAGAGAGAAAGAAAGAAAGGACAAGGGAUAGAGAUAGGAGAAGGACGUAAACACGGGAUCUACAUCGGAUAUCCAUCCAUCAACCACUCGGCCGAGGGCUUAGAGCCAUACGCAACUAUGUCGCUCGGUCCACUUACAACGAGCUUCACGCCACCGGCCGACUGCGUCGCAUCGUCAGCGCUGUACUGGGUCAACACCGCUUCAACCUUCUACUGGCUGCACGGCCGACCGGGACAAUCAUCGUGCUUCCCUGACGACUACUCUCCCUAUCAAAAUCAGUAUUACAGUCCCGGAGUAUGCCCUUCUGGCUAUACGCGCGCCUGCGAGUCUAUAUCGACCGCGGGGGGUACAAUCGUCGCCACGCGGGCGACAUGUUGUCCGCAAGGGAACUACGAAUGUGCUCCUACGUCGAGCAGCUAUAGCUACCCGUGGGGACCAACGCUAGGUUGCAUGUCCGUAUACAGAGUAAACACGGAGACGAGCUUCACGACCAUCGAUGGCACGCUGAAUGGGGAUGAGGAAGCCGGAUCGGUGACGAGUUUGUUCGCUCCCGGUACCAUCAUGGCGUACGGCGUUGUGAUCCAGAACAGUCCCGCGACGACGACGGCAGAGGAGACGGCAACCGUAGUUUCCGGAUCGUUGUCAGACAGUUCCGCCCCCGCAUCGGAAACUUCGCCCUCGACAUCAACGACAGCGGAAGCGCAACCUGAUAGCGACGGGCGUACCAGGCUUAGUGCCGGUGCCGCCGCCGGUGUCGGCAUUGGUGCUGCAUUCGUGGUUCUGGCACUGGGCGCGGUGAUAUUGUGGAUGUUUUGGUCGCGGCGGCGGAAGAGGAGGCAAGAGGCGGCAGAACUGCAAGAAGCCCAAGCAAACAUGAUGGGUCCUAGUAACUGGAGUUCGACGACGUGGGGCGCGCCGCCCUUUACCCAACCGCCAAUGCAUGUCAACUGGCCGCCGUCAGAGCUACCUAAUGAGCACGGCGUCAAAGAGAUGAGUGCCGAAUCUCGAAUACCUAUCGAGGCGGACAGCAGAGCAGUGUAUCAACGGUAGUUACCGUAGUUAAGGGAAAGCUAGGAACUAGGCGAGCGAAUGUUU
Daldinia decipiens is the source of this 1217-nucleotide messenger RNA. RefSeq lists its product as uncharacterized. The transcript has 2 exons. Lineage: Eukaryota; Fungi; Ascomycota; Sordariomycetes; Xylariales; Hypoxylaceae. The record is from RefSeq and is a predicted model, not a curated record. Bases 240 to 1172 code for a protein of 310 amino acids.